Apis dorsata (giant honeybee) is the source of this 4261-nucleotide messenger RNA. It is a transcript of the gene Hr38, whose product is annotated as nuclear receptor subfamily 4 group A member 2. Gene Ontology annotation, biological process: cellular response to corticotropin-releasing hormone stimulus; regulation of transcription by RNA polymerase II. Bases 1795 to 4053 code for a protein of 752 amino acids. The record is from RefSeq and is a predicted model, not a curated record. The transcript has 9 exons. Lineage: Eukaryota; Metazoa; Arthropoda; Insecta; Hymenoptera; Apidae. Gene Ontology annotation, molecular function: nuclear glucocorticoid receptor binding; zinc ion binding; RNA polymerase II cis-regulatory region sequence-specific DNA binding. Gene Ontology annotation, cellular component: nucleus; transcription regulator complex.
UGCCCGCGCUGUUUUUCACUUUCUUUCUCUCUCUCUUUAUCUCUGUCUCCUCGCUAUUUCUCUCAGUUCUACUUCCUUUCUCUUUCGUUCUUAACCGCGAUCAACGCCGGUACAACACUCGUCGCGGUGUUAUUUCUUUCGAUCCGUGUCUAAGAAAAAAAAAAAGAAAAAAAGAAAAAGAAAAAAAAGAAAGAGAAAAAGGAUUGUGCAUCGAGUUUUCGUGUGCAAACGGAACGGUGGAUAAUCGUGAGACAGAGCGUGUCAAGUGCGAGGAAACCAGGGUUUACGUACCCUGAGAAGAAAGGAAGGAAGAAAGGAAGGAAGGAAGGAAGGAAGGAAGGAAGGAAGGAAGGAAGAAAAGGUGGUGUAGCCAAGGACGUUUGUGUUUGAGUUUCGCGUGACCAACGAAAGAGAGGGAGAUUACUGGCGCGUUUCGAACACGCGUGGUUCCGCGUGUUACGGGACUCGGCGAUACGUUUUCCGGCAACAACCCGUUGAAUCCGUGAUUUCGCCAGUAAGAAGAUCUAUUUUGAGGAAGAGUGCACGGCGUGCCGAUGCCGAAAGGAUUCGUCGACAGGAUCGACUGGAACAAUUUUACGAGAAUUUCGAAGAACACCACGACGUUGACAGUGACAACGAUGUCACCGUUUGGGACGGAGGAGCGAUAAAUUUUGGAAGGAACGCGGGAAAAAUAUAACAGGAUUCUGCAUGCGAGAAGUGUUCGAGCUCCUCGGUGGAGUGCUGACCUCCGAAGACGUAUUCCGGAAGGAUUCGUCUAGCCCUACGACAACGCAGACAGGUCGGUGAUGCACGUGUGUCAUCCACUUGUUUUCAUUGUGUUGUGGGUGAGUUAUGUGUGUGCGGCUUUCGAUUCACGGAUCACGUUAUAGACCAGUAGUACCUGUUCUCUCGCUCUCUCUCUCUCUCUUUCUCUCUCUCUCUCUCUUGUCCUGUCGAUUGUCGUUUUCAUCCACGCAGAUAAUGAUACAGUCGAGGAAUUCCACGUUGGCUGAUAAAUUCACCGCGCUUACGAGCCGUGCUUACGAGAAUUAUCGACUGUGAAUUAUCCCCUUUCACUCUCAUACCCCGUCGCUCAUCAUCGUUUUACAUACAUCGUUCACUUUACACACGCUUCUCGCGUACGCUUUUGCUUCACGACUGUUGCUCCGACUGUUGCGUCCAAAUCGUCGAGAGAGGCGUAAAUCGUAAGCAUUCAGAAGAAAUCUAUCUUUCUUACGAGAUUAUCGCGCCCAAUGGAAUAAGAAUAACACGCUUCGAUCAUCCAUCGUCAUCGAUGUGAUAUCAUCGGGAUCAUCAUCUGCUCGAUUCUCCGCGCUCGAUCCCCGCCCGAGUAUUUUCGAGGAGGCGCGGGAUCAGCUGUUGUCGCGUCGAAACCACGUGUAACUUUUCCAACUCGCUUUUCCACGUUCAACCACGUUCCGAUCGUGUACGUGCGCGCUUGCGCAAGCCGUGUAUACAGAAACGAGAGGAUCCGAAGUGACGAGGAAGGAAGAAAAAAAGGAAGGAAGGAAGGAAGGAAGGAGGAGGCAAAGAGAAGUAAAAAAAAAAAAAAGAAAAUAAAGAAAAGUGCGAGAGAUCGUUCGCGAUAGGAUGAUUGCGGUCGUCGAGAUGAUCGAUCGUCGUCCGCGCGGCGGGAACGUUUGAAAAGGGAGAAAGAAAAGAAGAGGGAGAGGGACACAAGAUCGAGGGACGGGAUCCCCGGUGUAUCCGACUGGAUUUGGUGAAUGAAACGGGUAAAAACGAGGCGCCAUAGUGCUGCUGAUCGUACGUGCGAUGCGUACCGUGGAGGAUACAGCCACGGAAGCAGCCGCAGUUGGUGCUGCGACCACUCACCAGCGUGCUACCACCGGCAGGCAUCUGGUCGUCGAUCAAAAUCACGAUCGCGAUCACGAUCAACGAGAUCGAUCGACGACGAUCCAUCUACCCACUACACCGUACCACCCGGUCACCAUUGCGGCGGACACCAACAACAAUCAUGACCAUCAUCGCAACUUCGAGCAUCACGCGGCGCAACGCCACGAUCACUGGAACAAGUGGCAACUUCAUUCGCCGAACGGCGACAGCGAUAACAGCAACGGUAGCCAACGUGCGGUGGCUAUUACGCGGAACGACGUAGAGCAACAGCAACAGCCACAUCGACAGCGGCAUCAACGGCAGCAAGCGACAGCUACCGUUCCAGUUCUCGCCUGCACGAAUCAAUCUUCUACAACCCCGACGACAACCGCGUUCACGGUGGCGUCAAGUAUGCUUCUUCUACAGACACAGAGCCCCUUCGGAUGCAGUACCCUGGCGGAUUUGUUGAGCGCUUCGUACACGGAUCCAACGGAUGCUGGAAGCCUACCCGAGGAGUUGGACCCGUUUCCAGAACUGCAGCUGGGCAAUCCGCAGGGAGUGCCGACGGGCGACGAGUCGGCCCAGGCCCAGCAACAUCAUCAGCAGGCACCUCAGCCGCCUCAGCCGACAGCGCCACUUCCCGAGGACGUCCAGCCUGACUCGCUCAGUUCAACGCCCUUGCCGAGCUUCCAAGAGACUUACACGGCUCAACGAUACACCAGGCAGGAGCUUCAGGUUCUCGGUAUCAAAAUGGACGAGGGGGAGUGUUACGACAACUCGGUGUAUUCGUGCGCAACCGGCCCCUAUCCAACCGAGUUCUCGCCCACGUUGCCCUACCACGAGCAACAGCCCCAGCAACAGCAUCACCAUCAUCCCCAGCAGCAGCAGCCCGCGCCGCCCCCGCCGCAGCAGCAUCACCCCAUGGUGUACGGUCCGCCGCCGAGCAUCGCGGGUGGUGCCACCCCCGUUGCACCGACAGACAUUUACCCCACCGUCGACAACGUGGUCGUAGGGACGACUCGUUCACGGAGGGCGUCUCUACCCACACAGAGGUCAGAGUCUGCGAGUAGUGGGAGCACGGAAUCCCCGAAGGCGCGCGGUGGUAGCGGUGGCACAGGGAGCUCCGUCAGCUCUCCAUCGCCUGGAAGUGGAACCAGCAACGAGCGAGCACCGCCGAGCCCCAGCCAACUUUGCGCCGUGUGCGGCGACACGGCAGCGUGUCAACACUACGGCGUUCGUACCUGCGAGGGGUGCAAAGGAUUUUUCAAGAGGACCGUGCAAAAGGGCUCGAAAUACGUGUGUUUGGCCGAGAAAGCUUGCCCCGUUGACAAACGCCGGCGGAAUCGUUGCCAAUUUUGUCGCUUCCAGAAGUGCUUGAUGGUCGGAAUGGUGAAAGAAGUGGUCAGGACGGAUUCCUUGAAAGGUCGGCGAGGUAGAUUACCAUCGAAGCCAAAAUCCCCUCAAGAAUCACCACCGAGCUCGCCGGUCUCCCUGAUCACAGCUUUGGUCCGCGCACACUUGGACACGACACCCGAUCAAGCAACCUUGGAUUACUCGCAAUACCGGCAACCCAGUCCUGGCGAUCCACCCAUCACAGAGGCAGAAAAGACGCAACAAUUCUACAAUCUUCUUACCACGUCCAUCGACGUGAUUCGAACGUUUGCCGAUAAAAUUCCCGGCUUCACGGACUUGGUGCGAGAAGAUCAGGAGUUACUUUUCCAGUCGGCCAGUCUGGAACUGUUCGUUCUUCGAUUGGCGUACCGUACGAAACCGGAGGACACCAAGCUGACGUUUUGCAAUGGCGUGGUCCUGGCAUUGGAACAGUGUCAGCGUAGCUUCGGCGAUUGGCUCCACAGUAUUCUCGAAUUCAGCAAAGCUCUUCACAUUCUCGACGUAGACGCUAGUGCUUUCGCUUGCCUCUGCGCCCUUACCCUCAUUACUGCAAGGUACGGCCUGAAGGAGCCUCAUCGCAUGGAGCAGCUACAGUCGAAAAUAAUAUCGUCUCUUCGCGAUCACGUCACCUAUAACGCCGAGGCGCAGAGGAAAGCGCACUACCUGUCCCGUUUGUUAGGUAAACUACCGGAACUGAGGAGUCUGUCUGUGCAGGGGCUCCAGCGUAUCUUUUACCUAAAACUGGAGGAUCUGGUUCCAGCGCCACCCAUGAUCGAGACGAUGUUCGUCGGUAGUCUACCGUUUUAAUCGCCUUUCAAUCGAGCCAAGCCUAAGGCUGCGUAUUCGUCGCGUAGAACAAUUCAUCCUUGAGAUCUUGUGCGGUUGCGUUACUACUCGAUUAAGUUUCCUUAAGUUUUCUUACACGUGUACGUAGGUUCUACCAUCUUCUUGCGUGUAACCCUUGUAUGGUUUUCGCACGAGUGUCGACGCGCGAAUCGUCACCUUAAGAGGGGUA